This is a messenger RNA of Parastagonospora nodorum SN15, 354 nucleotides long. RefSeq lists its product as hypothetical. The transcript has a single exon. The coding region runs from base 1 to 354 and encodes 117 amino acids. The record is from RefSeq and is a predicted model, not a curated record. NCBI's taxonomy places the organism in Eukaryota, Fungi, Ascomycota, Dothideomycetes, Pleosporales, Phaeosphaeriaceae.
AUGACGGAUAACAACGACGAUAACUUCAACACGCAAAUGCUUGCCGCUAUCAAAUCUAACGACCUCGCUGCCCUACAGAAAAUGCUGUCGACACGCGAGGCCGAAGGUCCUAAUGCUUUGCAGCGGGGUCCGGGAUUGACCGAUGCCCUCAGCACAGCAUUGGAGCUAGCCCGGUAUGACAUGGCUGAGGAGCUUUUCAAGCGUGGUGCUAGGUGGGGUGAUAGCACUAUCAUGUACAUCGCAGACGGGGCACGUGAAGAAAACGGGUGGAAUACGCAAGCCAUCGAUGUGGCGGUAGCGCACGGUUGGGAUGUCAACGAGCACUUUGAUCAUAUUGGAAGCGCUCUUGUGUAA